This is a messenger RNA of Vigna unguiculata (cowpea), 2044 nucleotides long. RefSeq lists its product as uncharacterized. Gene Ontology annotation, biological process: meristem maintenance; meristem development. NCBI's taxonomy places the organism in Eukaryota, Viridiplantae, Streptophyta, Magnoliopsida, Fabales, Fabaceae. The record is from RefSeq and is a predicted model, not a curated record.
GAGCAAAAACGAGAUUUCGGGUCAGAAGCAGUUUUUCGAGAGUGGGCUUGGGCGUCAAUAUUCGGGUCAGAAGCAAUUUUGAGAGAAUGGGUUGACCGUUUGUAUUUGCUCCUUCUCCCGCGCACUCCGUCUCCGCACCGUCUCCACAGCGUCUCCGCACUGCGCCGCACAACAACUGUCUUCUCACUGGCAGGGUCUGCAUUGUAGAUUGCGAAGGGUUUAUUGUUGUAGGUUGUGUUGUCACCGGCCACGCGAACGGAUUUUGGAGUGGUUCGUCUGGCGUAGGAAGAUAGCAUAAGAUAGCACAGUGUGGGUAUGCGGAAUCUCUGUUGCAGCUAAACCUUGAAAGGGUUAGGGUUUGCGGACAGGGAGGGCGUUUGCUGUGGAGGAGUUGAACCGUUUUUGUUUGGUGUUUCUCCGGCGCACUCAGUGGAAGAUCCUCUUCUCUCCGCAUAGUCGCCUUUUUGGUUCCCGCCGGCAAGGUGUUCAGUGUUGUAUUGUCACCAUCAAGUACAGCGGUUUUUGGAGUGAAAGGGAGUUCUGACGAAGCAUAUCCUCCAUUAGUCAACCACUGUUUUGAAAGGCCGCAGUUCUACGAAGGACCGGCUUUGUAGCAGAUUGUAGGUUUUCCCCAGAGAAGAUCUGGUACAUUGAUCAGAUGCUCAAGGUUCUGUCCGAGGAAUUUUAAGUAAGAUGUCUAGCAAACGUGAACGCAAAUGUAUUCCAGAAGCAGGCAAUAAGGGAAAGAAGAAGAAGGUGGUGGAAAAUGUUGAUCAGGUGCGAAUUGUGCAUAGGUGCGAAAGCAAGUACAUUGUUGAAGUAAACAAUGUACUAAAAGCCACCCACCGUAAACGGAUUCAGGCAACACCAUUUAGAUGGUGUUUGGAGGUGGACAACGCAUUGGAAAUAAAUUGUCCUUUGUUGAGGGAAGUGUUGCGUAGAUGGGUUCCACAAGGGGAAUAUAUUCGUGUAGGUCAGCAUUUGGUGGGGUUAUCGGUUUAUGAUGUUUGUGUAUGCUUAGGUCUUAGUAUGGUUGGUAAAUGUGUUGAAUUUGAUGAUGAUGUAAGUGGGGUAGUAGGUUCACUUUUUGAGAAGAAACCAAUCACCUUGCGAGACAUAAUUAAGAAGAUUAAGAACCUAGUGGUUAGUGAUGAUGAUGUAGAGAAUGUGUGUAGGUUGUAUCUGUUACUUUGUUUUAUUGUAUUUUAUUUUCCUAGGACAUCUAGGACAGUGACCAAUAUGCCUUUCAAAGUGUUAGACAACGUUGACAACUUAAGCGAAUAUAAUUGGGCAGAGUCAGUGCAUAGUUUUUUGAUCUCUGCACUCAAUCGUGGAUGUAAGGUUGUACGAGAAAAGAUAAAUACUCGUAGCCUUAACUUAGCCGGAUCUGUUGUAGUUGUUCAGGUUUUGGCUGCUCGUCGUCUUGGCUUAGAAGAUGUAGAGGGGGAGGUUAAAUUCCCAAGAUUUCUGCGGUGGCCCUCCGUGAAGAUUAGGACACCUAAUAUUGGCUCUGUAUUACUGUUGAAAGAAGUUGCUAUAUUUAGACCUUUUGGGUACCUCAACAUCACACUUAGGAACAUUGUCAAGGUUUUCAAGUAUGACAUCACUCAUCCCACUGAAGAAGAAGUUCAAACUUCUAUGCCUGUGGUGCGACUUAACUAUGCUGUGAAACAAAAUGUGGAAACUGAUGCCCAGCCUAGUAAAAAUUCCAGUCCAAACGCAAAUGUCAACACAAAUUUCGGACCCAAUUUGCAUCCCAACGUGGAGCCUACUAACACGGCUAAUGUGGAGGACAUACUGCAGAUGAUGGUUCCUCCAUCCACAAAUAUUCCAUGUGUUGAGGUUGGGGAGAGUUCCAAAGUUCAAUCUUCUGUUCUGGAUAAUAUAUCACUCACCUAAGUCAUGAGUCUUUAAUGUAUUCAAUUUUUAGGUUAUUUAUUUUUAACUUGAGUGUUUUUGAUGUUGAUUUUAAUUUUCAUGGCACUGUUGGAAUGAUCAACUACAACUAUGAUAUUAAACUUAUUUUAUCACUGUGAUAUCCAUU